CCUUCUCAUAGAUAUUGGGUGCAUCUGUAAUUUGAAGUUGUUACAGCAUAACAUAAUAGUUUAGAUACACUUGCUUUUAGAGCCAUGACAGUAUUGAACCAAGUUUUAUGUAAAGGAUAAUAAUAAACAUGUAAAAUCUAAGACCAGAAAAACAAUAUUCAAAAUUGUCAUUAUUGACAAGCAGGUUAAAAUGUCUAAGCGAGGUGCCGAUGAAGGUGGCAACGGCAGUAGCCAGCCACCGAUCAAGAAGGUUCAUUUCGAACCCCAUCUUAUAGGACCUGUUUCUACCUUGGAAGAAAUGGACAUUAAAGUUUUACAGUUUCAAAACAAAAAAUUAGCUCAGAGGAUAGAACAACGACAUAGAUGUGAAGCAGAGCUCAGGGCUCGAAUAGAGCAGCUUGAGAAACGUCAAACACAAGACGAUGCUGUCCUCUGUGUAGUUAACCGUUACUGGAAUCUCUUGAAUGAAGACAUCAGAGUUUUACUGCAGCGUUUUGAUGCAGAAACAGCUGAUGAAUCAGAAAACAAAAAUGAGAAUGAAGCCACAACAUCAUUUUUAAUGCAGCUGUCAACAUGGGACAAGGAAGAGUUAGAUGCACAAUUGGCUAACAGAGUGCAAGUUAGCAAAAGAGCCGUUGCUAAAGUAUUACAAGCAUUUGAUCGCCUACAACAGAGAAAUGAUAAAAUUUGGCGUGCAAUCAAGGGUGAUGGAGACGAAGGUGGGGCAGCCCCAUCGUUGGAUGCGACAGUUCGUGCAGCCAACGAGGAAGUGACGGCCGAAAAUCGACGUCUGCAGGGACUUUGCACCGCGCUACACGAGGCGCACCACGCCAUGACGUUGCGAGUCGCCGCAUUACAUGACUCCCUCAACAGCCGGGAUACUGAGAAUGCUGAGCUCAAAAAUCAAAUUGAUGACUUGCAGUACGAAUUGAUGAAGGUUCGAUCCCGCAACGACAAGCUCGAAAACCACUUGGCCGAGGCGAUAGAGAAGCUGAAGAGUUACCAUCAGUCGGGCGUGACCACGGCGGCCAGUGCUCCCGCGCACUCGGGCGCCGCCGCCGCCAAGCUUGAGGACGUCGCCGCCGAGCUCGAGGAGCAACGGGAGCUGGCCAACAAUCGCCUCGCCGAACUCGACCGACUGCAUCGCCAGCAUCGGGACACGCUCAAGGAAGUCGAAAAACUUAAGAUGGACAUCCGACAACUGCCUGAGUCAGUUAUAGUAGAGACUACAGAAUACAAAUGCCUGCAGAGUCAGUUCUCGGUCCUUUACAAUGAGUCUAUGCAGAUGAAGACAGCUUUGGAUGAAACACGACUCCAGUUGCAGAACGCUAAGAACUUGCACAUGCGACAGAUUGAAAUGAUGGAGAGUGAAGAAUUAUCGCGUCAAAAAGCGCUCCGAGCAGAAAUGAUUCAGUUGGAGGAUGUAUUGGGGCAGUUGCGAAAAGAGUAUGAGAUGCUGCGCAUAGAAUUCGAGCAGAACUUAGCCGCCAACGAACAAACGGGACCCAUCAACAGGGAGAUGCGACAUCUCAUUACUUCCCUGCAGAAUCACAACCAACAACUGAAAGGCGAGGUACAUCGUUACAAGAGGAAAUAUAAGGACACCAGCCAAGAACUAAAUAAGGCUCGCAAAGAGGUGGAGGAGGCCAACACUCGUGGCGGAGAGCGCGGCGACGAGAAGCCCCUCACUGUCAAGAAGGAAGAACCCGACCCCGAGGGCGAUGACGUCACUUGCGGCAACAGCGCGGGCGAGACGAAGUUGCCUCUCUCCAAAGAUCACGGCCGCGCCAAGAUGCAGGAGCAGGAACAAAUAAUCAAGGAUCUCAAACAACAAUUGAAAAAAGCAGUGAAUGAGCAGAAAGAGUUGAAGUUACUCUUGGACAUGUACAAAGGAGUCAGCAAGGAGCAGCGGGACAAGGUUCAACUGAUGGCGGCCGAGCGGAAGGCUCGACAGGAACUCGAGGAUCACCGGCAAAAAGCCAAGAUGGCACAGGAGAGUAAACGAGAGCGUCGCAUGGCGGACGAGGAUGCGCUGCGUAAGAUCAAGCAGCUUGAGGAGCAGAAAUACGAACUGCAGAAGCAGUUAUCCUGUGCGAGGCCCAAUGCUGACGCCCUGCAUGGCUUCUCCAGGCCCUUCGCUGGAUCACCUGAAGAAGAAGCAUUACUGAACGAAAUGGAAGUGACGGGUCAGGCCUUCGAAGACAUGCAGGAACAGAACUCGCGUCUCAUCCAGCAGCUGCGGGAGAAAGACGACGCGAAUUUCAAGCUCAUGUCGGAGAGGAUAAAGGCGAAUUCAUUACAUAAAUUGCUGAGAGAAGAGAAACAACUACUACAAGAACAGGUCAUAACUCGCGACCAGCAGAUAGAGUCAAUGGGCGCGGUGGCGCGGCGACUCGAGGAGAAGGAGCGGCUACUGCAGGCCACGCUCUCCGCCGUCGAGAAGGAACUGUUGCUCCGGCAGCAAGCCAUGGAGAUGCACAAGCGGAAGGCCAUCGAGUCUGCGCAGUCUGCGGCCGACCUCAAACUACAUCUCGAGAAGUACCACGCUCAAAUGAAGGAAGCGCAGCAGGUCGUGGCCGAGAAGACGAGCGCUCUUGAAGCCGAAGCGUACAAGACCAAAAGACUACACGAGGAACUUGCAAUAUUACGGCGAAAAGCGGAGAGGAUGAAGAAAAUGGAACAAGCCGGCAGCAGCAUGGACGAGGUCUUACUCGAGGAGAUCCGCGAGUACAAGGAGACGCUCACCUGCCCCUCCUGCAAGGUGAAACGCAAAGACGCGGUGCUAACGAAGUGUUUCCACGUGUUCUGCUGGGACUGCCUCCGCACUCGCUACGAGACCCGCCAGCGCAAGUGCCCCAAGUGCAACGCGGCCUUCGGAGCCAACGACUACCAUCGCCUCUACCUCUCCACCUAGACGGUACGCACCACACUGUUACGUCUACUUGUACGCGGUCCCGUCUGGACACGUGUCCUCCCCGCGGGCUCGACCAGCCGGAGGGCCUCAGCCGACUUGGACUGUCGGAGGAUGACUGCGAGACCAGUUGAAGGGACGCAGACUAUUUGUUAAAUCACACCAGAAACUUGAUUAAAACCGUUCAAUUUGUUAAUUAUUAAAUAGUAAAAAUUGAACAACAUUCUGAAAAGUUAAGGGCGAUUUACAUCGCUCCAGUGAUUGGUGAUAGUCGAUAUUGAACAAUUUCACUGGAUCCUUGUGUACACAUGUCACAUGAGUAAGAAUUUCAUUUUGAAAUUAAUAUAAUAGCAUAAUAUAAAUAAUAAUAAAAGAUCAGUGUCGCGAUGCCACAAACAGUUAAAAGGAUGUAUUAUGCGACGCGCAAUGGACAGCGUCCGUCGGAGCCUUCGCAAUGCUGUCGUCUGUCACUGGAUCGAUGUAAAUUUGCAUUACGGACUGAUGCGCUAACAGCCGCGACACGAGUGUACAGAGACUGGCUUAUUGUUAGUGUUUAAUACAUAGUUUAUUUGUGUAAAUAUGACUCCAAUAUCUUGACAGGAUAAAAAUCGAUUCAGUACUUACCUAUGUUUAAUUGUAUAAUUUAUUUGUAAAAGCUUCGCCUUCUGUACUUUUAAGCGUGUUUGUUUAUUAUUGAAUAAAGAUCGAGCGCGUGUGGUCGACGACCCGUUCAACUCUAACUGUACUAGAAGAUCGAUAACUGUUGACAGCCGUCGCGACACUUAGUUUCUGAGAGUUUAAUGUUGAUUAAUUGUUCGACAUCAGUACGCUUAGUGUGAGUUUUUUAACGUUCUCGAUAGCGUAAAAGUUAGCUCAAAGUUUGCAGUUGGAACAGCGCCCCUAGCGGCAAACCCAGGCAAACGUUCCGACUGCAUACAAAUUUGAGUUCACUUUUACGUUAUCGAGAACGUUAAAUAACUCGCACUAAGCACACUGAUAUUCCAUUAGUUCUAUUGUCCGUGAUGAUUGUAAUUAUUUGGUAAGGUAGGUCGUCGGCGUUUUGCGUGAAUGUUGAAUGAGACAGCCACGCCGGUCGCGGCGGCGCGAAGCGGCGACUUCGCCCCCGGGCGCGCGCAGUGUACAUAUUGGUUUAACUUCGAUCUCGCACCAUUCACCUCAUUUAUGUGAUCCCAUUUUCCGACGAAUCGUAUCGUUUAAAACGAGAUUUUAAAUAUGAUAUCCGUUUGAUGCAAUAAAAUAGUAAUCGUAAACCUGUCAUAUUGUUGUCCUCGUAUGUACACGAAAGUGGAGUUGUUUAAAGUUUUGGUAUUUUAAAACAUUUCCAUCACAUCUUAGCUGUUGACGGGUAUGCUUCAAAGUCGAUUGUAUUGAUUAAUAUAAUCAGACUUGCAUGAUUUAAUCCGAAAACAUUGAUGUUAAUGAAUAGUUAAAAUAUCUUUGAAUAAAAAUACACUGAUUCGAAAAAGUUAUGAGUUUACAUGAACGAUGACGUAUUUUCAUAUCUUGUCAUAGAAAAACAAUGUUGUAAUGUAGCAGUCGAUAUUGUCCUUACCGUGAUAGUUAAGUAACUCUUUGACUGACAUUAUUUAUAUAUUUAGGUUUUAUUUCUCACCGGCCUUGCAUUUUUAGCAAAAGAUCUAGGAGAUCAACAUUAAAUUGGCAAUGUAAGAAGUAUCUAAUUAUGAAAUGUCUAAACUGCAGGUGAAUGAUUAUGAAGUGUUUUUUUUUUCGUCUAAAUAGUUUAUUAUUUAGAAUACAAGAAAUAGAGAACUUAUUUUAUUCACUCGUUAUAAAAUAUGUAUCAUAAAUCAUAAUACACAUUUGUUUCAUAGUCAGCCUGGAAGUAAAAUUAUUUAAGAUAAUGUGCUGUAAAAAUCAAGGGAACAAUUUAUUUGACAGUAUUUAGUUUAUUAUUUAUAAACGCGAUUGUUUCUACUCGUGUACUUGUUAAGUUUAAGUCGAUAACAACAACUGUGAGCGCACGCGAGCGUGUCUCCUCUACAGCUGUAAUAAUUAUUUUUAAGUAGGUAAAUUUUUUGUAACGACAUGCUUUUUAUAUUAUGUAUUAUUGUUUUUAAAUCUUACUUCGAAAAGGAAUAGUUUAUGUGUAUCUUGUAAAGGAUAGUUCUAGAAUAUAGUUAAUGAGACUUGAAUUUUCUAUAAUACGUCAAAGCAUUAAAAACGUUUUUUUUUCUUUCCAAAAAUUACUUUUCGAGAAAAUAAAAUAAUUGAGAGCAAUAACCACGUAAAUUUUAAUUUUUUCGUUGAUCCAUACGUUUGAUCUACCCUGAAUUUGUCAUUAGCUUUUACUUAAAGUUGUAAAUUGUGAAACAAAGUUUGAACUUAAAUUGUAAAUGUGUUGAAUUAUGUGAAUUAAACGUCUCAAAUAUAAAUUA
Molecule: messenger RNA, 5328 nt
Organism: Bombyx mandarina (wild silkworm)
Lineage: Eukaryota; Metazoa; Arthropoda; Insecta; Lepidoptera; Bombycidae
Gene: Bre1
Product: E3 ubiquitin-protein ligase Bre1
Cellular component (GO): HULC complex; nucleus
Molecular function (GO): metal ion binding; ubiquitin protein ligase activity
Source: RefSeq, a predicted model, not a curated record